This is a messenger RNA of Plasmodium berghei ANKA, 1224 nucleotides long. Its product is annotated as conserved protein, unknown function. Gene Ontology annotation, cellular component: mitochondrion. The coding region runs from base 1 to 1224 and encodes 407 amino acids. NCBI's taxonomy places the organism in Eukaryota, Apicomplexa, Aconoidasida, Haemosporida, Plasmodiidae. The transcript has a single exon. The record is from RefSeq and is a predicted model, not a curated record.
AUGCCAGUAUGUUUUUCUGUUCAUAAGGUAACUGGGAUUAAUGAUAGGAAUAACAUAAUCCUAUAUAGAGAGCCUAUUUUAAUAAAUAAAAAAUGUGAAAGUAAAUAUGUAAUAUUUUUCCCAGGUGAUUAUUCAAAUUUUUUUAAAAAUAGCAUUUAUACUUACUAUAUAUAUGAACCAACUAAUGAAUGCAGUGAUUAUCGUUUUAGUUAUGAAGCUUUAUUUUGGGUUAUAUCAUCUAAAUAUUUAUAUGAUCAUAUAAUAUUUAUAAAACCUAGUGUUUUUAUUAAUUGUUUUUCUACUUUUUCAAAUUUUAUAAAUGAUGAGCAUGCAUCUUUAAAUACUAUUUCGAAAAAUGAAAUAAACUCUGAAAUCAGCCACAAAAAAAAUCAAAGCAUUGAUGGAAAUUCAAAGAUAGUUACAAAAAUAGUAUCAAAAAAUCAGAUUGAAACACAAAGUUGUAAAAGCGAUAAAUAUAUAGAUGCAAAGGGAAUCAAACAUUUAUUAUUUAUUUUAUUAUCAUUAAAUAAUGAUAUAUUAAAAGAAAACAGUGGGGAAGAUAGUUUAAUGGAUGGAUCCAGAAAAAAACAAAAUGAUGAUACAUUAGUUAAUAAUAAUUUUCAAAAAUGUGGAAAUAUUAUUAAUUCAGAUAAAGCACUGAAUAUUCAUAAUAAGUGUGUAAAUAAUGUUAUAAAUAUAGAUACAAUUAUAAAGAAGAAGUUAAUUUUAAUAGGGUUUAGUAAAGGGUGUAGUGUUUUGUUUUCUAUACUGAGAGAAAUUAACAAAGCAGAGUUUAUUUUGGAAUAUAUAGAAUCAAUAUAUUUCUUAGAUCCAGGUUUUAAAAAAAACAUAUAUAACACUAAUAUAGAAUCUAAUUCAUUGAAAGUUAUUUCAAAAUAUAAUUUAAAAAUAUUUAUCCAUUCAACCCCUAAUCAGAUAUUCGAGAGGAAUACUAUGGUGGUUCAUAAGGAAUUAAAAAAUUUUAUAACAAUGUUAAAAAAUUAUAAUAUUAAUAUUUUUUCAUAUUUUCAUUAUAUAAAUAUAGAAAAAAUGAUUGACCCAAUUAAUCUUCAUUUUGAAAUUCUAGAAGAUUUCUCAAAUUCAUUUUUAGAGAAAAUAAAUAACAUAUCUAUAUUUAUAAACAGUUGUAAUGAAAUUGGAAUAGUAUGUUUAGAAAACAAAAAGCCUAUAGAUAAGUUUCUUUUUCAAAAUUGGCAUAUGUAG